CCCUGCCUCUAGCCAGGUAGAGGCUAGGGAAAACCGUAUUUUCUGGACGGUGUGGAUUCGUUGGCCUGGCACAUCAGAACCACAAGAAUAUAAAGCUUUGGUCGACACUGGUGCGCAGUGCACAUUAAUCCCAUCAAACUAUGUGGGGACAGAACCUGUUUCUAUUGCUGGUGUGACAGGGGGAUCACGGGACUUUACUUCAGUGGAAGCUGAGAUCAGCCUGACUGGAAAUGAGUGGAAGAAACAGUCUAUUGUAACUGGCCCAGAGGCCCCAUGUAUUUUAGGCAUAGACUUCCUCCGAAGUGGGUAUUUCAAAGACCCAAAGGGACUCAGGUGGGCAUUUGGAAUAGCAGCUGUAGAGACAGGGGGCAUCAAGCAAUUGAACAGCUUACCUGGACUAUCGGAAAACCCAUCUGCAGUAGGACUUUUGAAGGUAGAAGAGCAACGAGUGCCAAUUGCGACCUCAACAGUGCAUCGCCGGCAGUACCGAACGAAUCGAGAUGCCGUGAUCCCCAUCCACAAAAUGAUCCGUGAGCUGGAGAGCCAAGGGGUGGUUAGCAGAACCCAUUCACCUUUCAACAGCCCCAUCUGGCCUGUGCGUAAAUCCGAAGGAGAAUGGAGAUUGACAGUGGACUACCGUGCCCUAAAUGAGGUGACUCCACCGCUGAGCGCUGCUGUGCCGGACAUGCUGGAACUCCAGUACGAGCUGGAGUCCAAGGCAGCAAAGUGGUAUGCCACUAUUGAUAUUGCCAAUGCGUUUUUCUCCAUUCCUCUGGCAGCAGAAUGCAGGCCUCAGUUUGCUUUCACCUGGAGGGGCGUGCAGUACACCUGGAACCGACUGCCCCAGGGGUGGAAACACAGCCCCACCAUCUGCCAUGGACUGAUCCAGGCUGCACUGGAAAAGGGUGAGGCUCCAGAACACCUGCAGUACAUUGAUGACAUCAUUGUGUGGGGGAAAACAGCAGCAGAGGUAUUUGAGAAAGGGGAGAAAAUCAUCCAGAUUCUCCUGAAAGCUGGUUUUGCCAUCAAGAAGAGCAAGGUCAAAGGACCUGCUCGAGAGAUCCAGUUCCUGGGAGUGAAGUGGCAAGAUGGACGGCGUCAGAUUCCUACAGAUAUCAUUAACAAGAUCACAGCGAUGUCUCCACCAACCAGCAAGAAGGAAACACAAGCUUUCUUAGGCGCCAUAGGUUUUUGGAGAAUGCACAUUCCUGAGUAUAGCCAGAUCGUGAGCCCUCUCUACCUGGUCACUCGCAAGAAGAAUGAUUUCCACUGGGGCCCUGAGCAGCAACAAGCCUUCACCCAGAUCAAGCAGGAGAUUGCCCAUGCAGUAGCCCUUGGCCCAGUCAGGACGGGACCAGAUGUGAAGAAUGUGCUUUACUCUGCAGCCGGGAACCAUGGUUUGUCCUGGAGCCUUUGGCAGAAAGUGCCUGGUGAGACUCGCGGCCGACCACUGGGAUUUUGGAGUCGAAGCUAUAGGGGGUCUGAAGCCAACUAUACUCCAACAGAGAAGGAAAUUUUAGCAGCCUAUGAAGGAGUUCAGGCCGCCUCGGAGGUGAUCGGUACAGAAGCGCAACUCCUCCUGGCACCCCGACUACCGGUGCUGGGGUGGAUGUUCAAAGCAAAGAUUCCCUCCACCCACCAUGCCACCAGUGCCACAUGGAGCAAGUGGAUUGCCCUUAUUACGCAGCGCGCCCGGAUUGGAAAAUUGAAUCGCCCUGGGAUUUUGGAGAUAAUUACAAACUGGCCUGAAGGUGAAAACUUUAGUCUUGCAGAUGAAGAGGAGGAAGUGGCACAUGCUGAAGAAGCGCCACCAUAUAACCAACUGCCAGCAGAAGAAACACACUAUGCUCUUUUCACUGAUGGCUCUUGCCGCAUUGUAGGAAUGAAACGGAAGUGGAAAGCAGCCAUAUGGAGUCCCACACGACGAGUUGCGGAAGCUACUGAAGGGGAAGGUGGAUCGAGUCAAUUUGCUGAACUCAAAGCGGUUCAACUGGCCCUGGACAUUGCUGAAAGGGAGAAGUGGCCAAAACUCUACCUCUACACUGAUUCAUGGAUGGUAGCCAAUGCUCUGUGGGGGUGGCUGGAGAGGUGGAAGAAAGCUAACUGGCAGCGUAGAGGAAAACCAAUUUGGGCUGCUGAUGAGUGGAAAAACAUUGCCACCAGGAUAGAGAAGCUACCGGUGAAAGUUCGUCAUGUAGAUGCCCAUGUCCCCAAGAGCAGAGCCAAUGAGGAACACCAAAACAACCAGCAAGUAGAUCGGGCUGCAAAGAUAGGGGUAUCAAAGAUAGACUUGGAUUGGCAACACAAAGGGGAAUUGUUCUUGGCACGAUGGGCCCAUGAUGCCUCAGGCGAUCAGGGUAGAGAUGCCACUUUUAAGUGGGCACGAGAUCGAGGGGUGGAUCUAACCAUGGACAGUAUAUCUCAGGUAAUCCACGACUGUGAGACAUGUGCUACCAUCAAACAGGCCAAGCGGGUAAAGCCCCUGUGGUAUGGUGGGCGGUGGUCCAAGUACAAGUAUGGGGAGGCCUGGCAGAUUGACUACAUCACACUGCCCCAGACACGCCACGGCAAGCGUUAUGUGCUCACAAUGGUAGAAGCCACCACGGGAUGGUUGGAAACCUAUCCUGUGCCUCAUGCUACGGCCCGUAACACCAUCCUAGGCCUUGAAAAGCAAAUUCUUUGGAGGCAUGGUACCCCUGAGAGGAUUGAGUCCGACAAUGGAACUCAUUUCAAGAACAGCCUUAUCAACACUUGGGCUAGGGAACAUGGUAUUGAGUGGGUGUACCAUAUUCCCUACCAUGCACCAGCUGCAGGAAAAGUAGAGAGGGACCAGGUUGUACAUGGUGGGUAAUGCAGAGAGAUGGAAGAACACGAUGUGUACCUCAGGGAGAUCUGAUUGUUGGGUGAGAACUAUGUAUAAAUAUCACUGUUUGCUGAAUACUGCUGCCAUUGUCUGUGUAUAGUUGUAUAUUAGAUGUAUAAUGUAUCUAUUUAUAGGGUUUGAAUAUAUAUAUAUGUUUUAGUAGUAAGCUGACGAUAUGGGGAUAAGGGGUGGAAUGUCCUAGGGUGGCUGUAUGAUGCCUUUAUCCCCAAUCGUCUGCCCUGUUUAUGUUGAAGUCUUGUUCCAAGAGUGAAAGGAGGAGGGAAGAAGCUCAGGGUUUGUUUUCAAAAACUCACUCCCUCCUCCACAUUCCUGCUCCGGGACGGUGUUAUCUGCGGACGGACGGACAGCGAGACAGAGCUCUCCUUUGCUUUUUUUCCUAGUUAGUUUUAGCUAGCUGAGGCAGAGAAUUUCCCUGGACUGUGGUUUUUUUCCCUUUCUCUGGACCUGCUCUGGACUGAACACCAGAAGAGCAUCAGCAGCUCACAUCUGUGGCCCAGCGGGCCGGGCCUGGGCCGCGGCAUUGCCAGCGCUGGAAGGACUGGUCAGAGACUGAGUGAGCUGAGCUGCAGCCCGGGGGGAUUUGCUCUGAAUUUGUCUCUCUUGGAGUGGCAAGAAGUCCUAUUGUUUAAUAUUGUCUAAGUUCUCUUGUGUAAUAAACAGGUUUUUUCCA
This is a messenger RNA of Vidua chalybeata, 3554 nucleotides long. RefSeq lists its product as uncharacterized. The record is from RefSeq and is a predicted model, not a curated record. Gene Ontology annotation, molecular function: RNA-DNA hybrid ribonuclease activity; nucleic acid binding. Gene Ontology annotation, biological process: DNA integration. Lineage: Eukaryota; Metazoa; Chordata; Aves; Passeriformes; Viduidae. Bases 524 to 2851 code for a protein of 775 amino acids. The transcript has 2 exons.